Molecule: messenger RNA, 3567 nt
Organism: Aspergillus terreus NIH2624
Lineage: Eukaryota; Fungi; Ascomycota; Eurotiomycetes; Eurotiales; Aspergillaceae
Exons: 2
Coding region: 1-3567 (1188 amino acids)
Biological process (GO): chromatin remodeling
Cellular component (GO): cytoplasm
Source: RefSeq, a predicted model, not a curated record
AUGGACCUCUAUGAACAGAGUCAAGCAUCAACAAUCAAUGAAGAGAAAUAUCAGUUGGAAACACGGACAGUGGAAAGAACAUCAAAAGAACACAGACGACGUCAUCCAAACAGUGCAAACAACGUCCACCUCACACCGCCUCUGAAAGGGCCAUGUGUUGAGCUGAGCUCUGUUGGGCUCAAGUUUCGUGGCAACCAGGCCACCUCAGGCGAUGUUCUGCGCGCCCUCAACACGGUUCACAGCGUCCUGAGCGAGCUCGCCGGAAGGAAUGCAUUGGACGAGAAGUUAGCGGAAUACGCCUUUUUUCCGCUGUCGCACAUCUUCAACGAGACGCAGAGGAUUUCCUCUGCCUGCUUGGAGGUAGCCGUAAACUGUUUACGGAUUCUGAUCCUAGAUGGAUGGCGGGAAAAUCUCUCCCCCCAGAUGGGCAAGCAGCUCAUCAUUCUGCUGACGUUGAUUGUCGGCGGUGCUCCGGGUGCUCUCAAUACCAAUCAGUCGGCAAAAUCUCGUCCAGAGGAAUUAUCCAUUGCUGGAUUUAGAUGUCUCGCUGCCACCUUUGAUGUGCUAGGUGGGCCAGUUGCGGAAGAGACCGUAUACCAUGAAAUUGGCACGGCAACUAUCGUUGACCAGACCGUAUACGUCUUGCUGGAGGGUAUCGUCGACGAGCGUUCAGAGGAUCUCUGCAUCGCGGCUGCCGCAGCCUUGCAGGCCCUCUACCGCCGAGUCACUGACCGUGUAGUCCUGGCCAGCAUCAUGCCGCGGACAGUAUCCGCAUUGACGAAAACACUGAAACCGACUACACAGAAACGAAGGACAUACCGGCUGCUUUGCAUAUGUCUCGAGAUUCUUACCGACGUGCUACGAAAGGUUCUCAACGAUAAAGCUGUGGAAUCUACCCCUAGCCCUCCUGAGCCGAAGACCGAAGAUGACCGAGUCGUGCUUGACGGUUCAUGGCUGAAAGCUACGGCUUCUCAGAUCAAGAUCGCCCUUGCCAAUGUCAUCCAACUUCGCCGACAUGAAAGGCCUGAGGUGCAGGAUGCACUACUAUCGCUAUGUCUGAUGGUCAUCGAGGACUGCCAAAAGUCUCUAGAAGACUCCAUUCCUAUAGUCGUGGACUCCAUGGUUGUCCUGGCCGAGAUCGAAGAUGGGGACACACCCAACGAUGCCUACUCGGCUCUAACGCAUACUGCAACAACAUACCCUGUAGUGUUGGAUUCGCUCAAAAACUCCCUCCAUGUUUGGAUCACCGCCUUCCCUCGCACCAUGCAGGGCAAUGACGAAACGGCCAAACAGUGGGCACUGAAACAGAUAUCCACGGCCUACCAGAUACUGUCUCAAAUUCAAUCCGGAUCCGACAUUUUGACGAAUAGUUUGGCAAAUGGAUUAUGUGACAGCGUUGCCGCCGCCGUUAAUCAUGCAGCCAACAAUCUCCAGCCUCUGAGUACGGAAUCAAUGGACAGCCAAAAUUUGGAGGUUUUACACCACGGAAGCCAAAGCAUGACGUUUCCACCGGUCCUCAUGGAACAUCGGAGCCAACAACAAACCCUCAAGGAUCUGCAGUCAAUGGUUGUUCGACUCAAUGCCUCCGAGGCUGGUGGAGACAUCACGCGCCUCAUUAUCAACCGUAUUCACCAUGAGACCGGCUGUGCGAUGGCUGCGCCUUUCUGGUUGGCACUGACCUGCCUCAAGAACAGUCCACCGCUGGCUUCCGCUUUUGAUGACUUCAUCUCCACAGAUCAGCUCGAACCAUCAGGCUCUUUCGCUACACGCUCCAGUAUGAUCGAGGAACUAUAUUACAUCUCGUUGCCCAUACUGAGUGAGCCUCUGCUUGACGACACCAGGGACUGGCGCGUUUCGGCGCUCGCACUGGAAGCAGUCGCCCUCCAGGCACAGCAGCUCGGCGAGGCAUUCCGUCCUGAGCUCAUGGACGCCCUGUACCCCGUCCUCCAACUCCUGGCAUCGAGGAACCCGAACCUCCAGCAACACGCGAUGACCUGCCUCAACAUACUCACAUCCGCCUGUAACUACGACAGCACGAGCACCAUGAUCGUCGAAAAUGUCGAUUACCUCGUCAAUUCCGUUGCGUUGAAGCUGAACACGUUUGACGUCUCGCCGUAUCCUCCCCAGGUGUUGUUCAUGAUGGUCAAGCUCUGCGGUGCGCGACUGAUCCCGUACCUCGAUGACCUCGUCGACUCCAUGUUCAGCAUUCUGGAUCUGUAUCACGGAUACCCUAAGCUCGUGGAGAUGAUGUUCAAAACACUGGCCGCCAUAGUUGACGAAGGAACAAAAUCCCCAUCGUUAUUGGCAAUCGAAAGCGGCAAGCCUAUCAACCACCGCAAGAGGCAGUAUCAAACUAUGCCAAUCUCCAGUCUGGCAGAAGACCUCGCAAAGCGAAAAGCCAAACGCUCGCAGUACUUCGAAGACCUCGAUGAAUCCGACGAGAAGGUCUCCCAUCCAAAACGCCCCUGGACCACAGAGUCAGCCGAAACAGCCAAACAACCAGACGACAUGGACUUCGACCCCGAGCACAUCCCCACCGACGAAUCCGACGAGCCCCUACCUCCUCCCCGCGAUCCCGAAGACCAAGAGAAACCCCUAAGCAAGUCGCACACGCUUCUCCUCCACAUCGUCAAGUCCAUCCCCUCCCACCUCUCAUCCCCAUCUCCAUACCUGCGCCGCUCCCUCCUCUCCAUCCUGAUCCAAGUAUCCCCCGUCUUCGGGGAACACGAAAACAGCUUCCUCCCGCUCAUCAACGACGUCUGGCCUGCCGUGACUGCUCGAAUCACUCUCCCCGCCUCCCUAACCAGCACGUCUUCCUCGUCUGCCCUUUUCAAACCCGACCAAACGCAGGACCCCCACGGCGUCGACUUCCAAGACGAGCUCUUCGUAAGCACGACUGCCUGCCGCGCCGUCGAGGCGCUGUGCAAGAGCGCAGGCGACUUCAUGGCGACACGAGUCGAAAAGGAGUUUCCCCGUUGGGAGCGUCUGUACCAGCGCGUCUGGGAACGCGUCCGCCACGAUGCUGAGAAAGCCGUCGAAAGACGACAAGCGCAGCAGGCGGACGCCGACGCCGACGCGACGUCUCUGGUAUCUUCGCCUGCUCUCAUCUCGUCUCUGUCGCUAGCCACGACGGCCGGUGGUCCCCCGCGCACCUUCACGCCCCAUCACGACCUCUGGCGCGCGCUCAUCUCCCUCUUCAUCACGCUUUUGACGCAUGUCCGGCUCCCGUUGGCGGUCGGCGACCAGAUUUGCGAGUUUGUCGGUGCGUGGGCUGCGCGGUAUGCGGGACCGGAGUACUACUUUGCGUGGGCGUCACGACGACAGUCUUCCUCGCCGGAACACGGCGCAGAGCUUGAGGCGGUUGACAGCGCCCUCGAGGCGAUGGAGACUUGGAAUGUGGAUCUGACCUGGUUUAUUUUCCAGCAACAGAGGGUCCACAUGGCCAAUGCGAUGCCCCGAAUGGCGAAACGCCCAGGACCUGUAAUUAGCGAGGUGGUCGAUGAACCGUUGAAGACGUGGUCGGUGCAAGGAGAUAGUAGGCUGAAGUUUGCGGAUCUGGUGUUUUAG